Messenger RNA from Corapipo altera (White-ruffed manakin), 2994 nucleotides. It is a transcript of the gene PLXDC1, whose product is annotated as plexin domain containing 1. The record is from RefSeq and is a predicted model, not a curated record. Bases 43 to 1476 code for a protein of 477 amino acids. Lineage: Eukaryota; Metazoa; Chordata; Aves; Passeriformes; Pipridae. The transcript has 14 exons.
GCCCCCCGACCCCCAGCACAGCCGGGGCCGCUGCCCCCCACCAUGCGCUGGGGGGGUCUCCUCCUGCUCCUCCUGCUCCGCGGGGCGCUGGGCGCAGGACGCCCCCCCGGGAGCCCGGCGGUGGGCGAAGGGCGACGGAGAACUCGGGAUACAUCCGAAGGGACCCGGAUCAGCCACGACCUGGGCGGGGGCAGCCUGGCCAUCGACACCCUGCCCGCCAACGAGACCCGGAUCGUGGAGGACAACCACAGCUACUACGUGUCGCGGGUGUUCGGCCCCGGGGAGGCCCAGAGGAAGGGGCUGUGGGUGGACAUGGCAGCGGCCAACGGGAGCCAAGUGAAGAUCCACGGGAUCCUCUCCAACACUCACCGCCAGGCCUCGAGGAUCAUCCUCUCCUUUGACUUCCCCUUCUACGGCCACCUCCUGCGGCAGGUCACGAUAGCGACGGGUGGUUUUAUCUUCGUGGGGGACGUGAUCCACCGCAUGCUCACGGCCACCCAGUACAUCGCCCCCCUCAUGGCCAACUUCAACCCCAGCUACUCCCGCAACUCCACCGUCCAGUACCUGGACAAUGGGACGGUUUUUGUGGUGCAGUGGGACAAGGUGUACCUGCAGGGCAAGGAAGACAUGGGCAGCUUCACCUUCCAGGCAGCCCUGCACAGCACCGGGAGGAUCGUCUUUGGGUACAAGGAGAUCCCGGUGCCAGUGCUGCAGAUCAGUGCCACCCAGCACCCCGUGAAGGCCGGGCUCUCCGACGCCUUCAUGGUCCUCAACCCUUCUCCCGACGUGCCUGAGUCCCGGCGCCGGACCAUCUACGAGUACCACCGUGUGGAGCUGGACACCAGCAGGAUCAGCAGCCUGUCAGCCGUGGAGUUCACCCCCCUGCCCACUUGUCUCCAGCACCAGAGCUGUGAAACGUGUGUGACCUCAGAGCUGACCUUCAACUGCAGCUGGUGUCACGUCCUGCAGAGGUGCUCCAGUGGCUUUGACCGGUACCGGGAGGAGUGGUUGUCCUAUGGCUGUGGCCAGUCAGAUGAAAAGACCUGUGAGGAUCUGGCAGAAGGCAGCCACUACUCAGCCCCUCCUGACAGCUCCUUGUCCCCUCUGAGCGAGGGCGUCACCUCCUCCACGGCCUCGCUCUUCAUCGACAGCCUCACCACCGAAGACGACACGAAGCUCAACCAGUUUGCAGGAGCAGAGGGCGUGGGGAGCAGCCUUCCUUCCAAGACGGCCCCGAUUCCCACCGGCACCAUCGUGGGGAUCGUCCUGGCCGUGCUGCUCGUGGCCGGGAUCAUCCUGGCUGGGAUCUACAUCAGCAGCCACCCCACCUCCAACGCCGCCCUCUUCUUCAUCGAGCGGAGGCCACACCACUGGCCUGCCAUGAAAUUCCGGAAUCACACCCACCACGCCACCUACGCCGAGGUGGAAGCAGCCAGCCAGGAAAAGGAGGGAUUUGUGGAAGCAGAGCAGUGCUGAGAGACCCCCCCUUCCCCUCCCUCCCUCCUGCAUCCCAAUCCUGCCGCGUCCCACGUGUCGGAACCUCCCGUUAUCCCAAAGUCUGUCCCCUUCCUGGAGAAGAAACGGCAAGGAGAGAGAGGAAAAAAAAAAAAAAAGACCCCAAAAAUGGAUUUUUUAAUUUUUUUUUUUUUUUCACAAGGAAUGGGGCAGGAAAGGAGGAGGCUGGAUGUGCCUGGAUCCUCCUGGGCACCUCCUGGGUGUGGUGGUGGGGGGAACGUGCAACCAACUUUUGACUUUGGUGAGGGGUUUUUUGGGCUUUUUGUUUGUUUGUUUGUUUUUUCCCUCUUCCCUCCUCCACCAGAGCCUGAACAGCAGCAGAAAUGGGGGGGGGGGGGAAACUUGUUCCCUGGGGUGCCUCGAGCAGCAGGUUCUUGGGGAGCAAAGAGAAGCUUUUUGGGGCACGGCGGCUCUGGAAUGCUCAGGAAUGUUGUGUUGGCCUCUUCCCUCUCAUGGAGUGCUUGGGAAGCGGGAUCAGAUGUUGUGGUGGCCCAGGAGGGGUCAGGUUGGCUCUCCAGGGCUCCUCUCCCAUCCCCUCACCCCCCCAGCUCUGUCCCUUUCUCCCCUUUGCCUUCUUUAAUUGACAUUUAAUUUUGCCUUCACGCCUCAGAAGCCUCAAGUCCUGGUCUCCUCCACCAACUUGGAUCCAACUCUCCCUUCAAAGCAACACCUUCCAGCCCCUCCUCUGGAGAAAGGGGAACCUGAACUAUUUUAAGGACUAAAAACCCUGCAGAGGAUUCACCUCCAGGAUUUUCAUGAGCCAACGGCUUUGAUGCGCUUUUUGGCAUCUAAUUAGUUGGCUAAAUUACUAAUUAUGACCCUUCCCCUAAAGGAGAUGGAGAGUAGGGGAAAAAAAACCCUGAAAUUCCUUCAAAAUACGUCCUCAUGGCCACUGAUCCAGUGGGAACAGGAUGGGUCUGAUGGAAGAGAGGAUGGGGAGAGAGCACUGGAAAACCACAGGCUAAAUCCUGGGGCAAAUCCAAGCUCAUCCAUGGGCAUUCCAGAUAAAUCAGGAAUGCCUGGACAGCACAGAAAUUGUGAAAAUCGCCUGGUCAACAUCACAUUUUUUGAGUCGGUGGAAUUUCUUUUUCCCGAUUUUUGUUCUAUUUUCUCUCGCCUGUGACGAGCCCCACGUGUGGAUUUGGUGCUUCCAGGACCUGACCCCAAGGAAAGGCUCCCACACCAGGACCUCUUGGGGUUUUUCUCCUCCUUCUACACCCUCAGAAUUUGAGAUUAAACCUGCAAAAAAAAAACCCCUCUGCCCAACUCCACAGACGGGGUGGAAAGAAAGGGAGAAUCCACACUUCAGGCCCAGUUGAAAUUUUAUUUCCCCUCCCUAAAAAGGUGUUGGUUGAUGGGUCUUUCCACCUCCCCUUUUUUGGGGGGCUUUUCCCCCUUCCCCCUUUUUUUUUUUUAAUUUUUCCCCUGCUCCUCAGCUCUUUAUUCUGAUAUUUGGUACAACUCUGACCCAGGGGCUGG